Molecule: messenger RNA, 930 nt
Organism: Drosophila serrata
Lineage: Eukaryota; Metazoa; Arthropoda; Insecta; Diptera; Drosophilidae
Source: RefSeq, a predicted model, not a curated record
GCUCUACUCUCAGUACAUCGUUGUUUGUAACCGAGAACACAACACAGACACCGGAAAAUAACAAAAUCGGAAACUAACAACCGGCAGAGCCCGGCAAGUCGUACGUUAAGUUGACUCCCAACGAACGGUGAUCAUGGGAUCCCAUGAUGCAUUGCGUCCGCGUAGUAGCCCGGUCCCCUUGGCCAUGACCUCUGGCAUUUCGUAUGUGCAAUGCCAGAAUCUCAAGUACAAUGUCAUAAUCAUGGGCUGGCUGAGUGUGAUCUUCUCGAGCGUCUUCCUCUUCAGCUCGGUUCUGACCAUGCAUCUGCAGCCGGACAUUGAGCUGCUGUUCGCACAAUGGCCCUUCAAUCUGGUCCCAGUGUCGGAGCAGCAGUUAACGAUCAAGUUGUUGGAUAUCUUUAGCUCCUUGGCGUACGGGCUGUCGUUGAUCAACAUGGGCGCCAGUAUGCUGCUGCUCAUUGGUAUCGCCCGGGACUCAAGUGGCUUAAUGUAUCCCUGGUUGAUCUGUCAUGGCGUUAGCUUUGGCUUUGCUCUAUAUUUGGGUGUUUUCUAUGUGACCGCAGGCUUGUUUAUUGACCUUUCUACAUUUUUAAUGUGUCUCUUGGUGUUUACACUUGUUUUGGUAAUUUACUACAAGAUCUAUCACGAGGUUUUCACCCUAUUCCGUGUAAUGGAGCAGCAGUUGAAGGACAGGGCUUUGGGCGGAGUAGGAGGAAGUGUCUUCUACCAGGAUGCCGAGGGUGCAUGGCCUGCAGCUGGGAUUCCCUAUCAGCAGCUCUAUCUGCCGCGUCUGCCACUCAAACAAUAACUAACUAGCAACAUCCUCUGCACAGAGAAGACCAAGUAACUGCAGAAAUUGAUGGCUUCAUAAAUUUUUCAAGACGUUUGUUUUGGUUAAUAAACGUUCUUCGACGUGUUUUUCUAACUUCA